AUGUCAAGGGCAGUCACGGCCGGUGCUGCGAGGACGCGGGUGUUCCCAACCCGGAAGGCGGCGUGGUUGGAAAAGUAUCGCCCAGUCGGAGGUGGAGACGCGAGAGCGAUUCAAGCACCGCGAGGCCCGCACGUGGAGGCACAACGGGCGCUUAGUGGCUCGAUGGGUCGGGGCGAGUGGGGUGAUCCCCCGGCGCUUGGGCUCCACUCGCCCCGAACAAUCGAGGCCUCCAGACCUUCCCCCGAAAGCCCGCCAAGCGACCGUCCGUUUACCCUGGACCACCCCUCUCUCUCUCUCUCUCUCUCUAUGCUCGAUAAUACGCGUUCCAACGAGCCACAAACUUUGUCGGCCCGCACUAAUCCCGGACUGACGCUACUGCGGGCAGGGUUCUUGGGCAGGUCAAUGGCGAGGCUCAACGUGCCGGGCUCAUUGGCCCCACGCGGUGCUGCCGCUCGUGGCCGGCUCGUGGUGGGCGUGGAGUGA
Molecule: messenger RNA, 483 nt
Organism: Penicillium macrosclerotiorum
Lineage: Eukaryota; Fungi; Ascomycota; Eurotiomycetes; Eurotiales; Aspergillaceae
Exons: 1
Coding region: 1-483 (160 amino acids)
Source: RefSeq, a predicted model, not a curated record